UAUAAUAAAUAAUACUAAACUAUCUUCCAGAUACGACGUAUAUAAUAUAACCGGAGGUCUCACCGUACGAUGCUCCCGUUGUAGGAAAGGUGUUCGUCGGGCGAGAGAGAGAUGGAUGGUUCAGUGGCUUUCAAUGGCGAGCCUGGAUCUAGAGAAGCUUCUUGAUCUACAGUUUACGGAUCGCCCUCUCUGCUUCGUCGAUUCACAACUCGAGAACAAAUGUAACUGAGAGAGACAGAAGUUUGCGGUUUUCUUGGCUCAGAGUGUUGGCUACUUACUGCACGUCCUAUUUUAUAAGGUAACGGUGGCCUCGCUUUCGCUGUAAAUAAAAAGAGGCAAGCAUGCGGUAAACAAACAUAACAUAUUUUAGUUGGUCAAGCUCUCGUAAUAUUUUAGUUGGCCAAAUGAACCAAUUACCUUAUUUUUUAAUUAUAUAAUAAACUAAAUAACUAAAAUCAUGAAGAACAUGACACAUAAUCAAAUUACUUCUCUCAAAUAAUAAUAUAGAUUUACUUUUAUCUUUCAAGCUUAUUAUAUUUAUCUCCAACAAAAAGGAUAUCCUAUAUUAUUAUCAGAGGUAAAUCGAAAACAGAUGCCCUAAUGGAUUUGCAUGUUAGCCUUCCGUGGGAACUAGAGGAAGAUAUACUCUCUCGCCUUCCACCUCAAUCUCUUCUCCGAUUCAGAGCCGUGUCUAAGAGAUGGAACUCUGUUUUCAAAGACAAGAGAUUUAUCAACAACCACUUGUCUCUCUCUCGUCCCCAGUUCAUCUUCCUGACCAAAUCAAAAAUUUAUUCGAUAGACAUCAUCGAUCGAAGGACAAAAUUGCGUGAGCUACACUCUUCCUGCAGGGAUUUAAAUUUGCAAUACAAAAGAAUCACUACUUGCGAUGAUCUCUUGUUCUGUAGAUAUCCUCCAUUCUGUUCGAAGAAGGAGACAGCGCUCUGGAAUCCAUGGUUGAGACAGUUUAACUUGAUCAAGAUCAACUUGUCCGUGGGCAAAGAGUUCAGUGUUUUCGGCUUAGGAUACGACAACAGUAGACCCCAAAAGGUUCACAAGCUUUUACUGUACUGCCCACCACCUCAGGAAACUGCGAUCUACGACUGUGCCUCUCACGUGUUGAGGUAUAUCAAAACACCUUACGAGGUAGACAUAUCUGAAAUAGCUAGACGGUCACAUGUGUCCUUGUAUGGAAAUUUGUAUUGGAUGGCUUACAAUCUCCAGACUUGUCAGUAUUUAAUCCAAAGCUUUAAUUUCUCGAUGGAGAUUUUCAAACCCUUUGGUCUCAUUCCUUUACCAGAUAAGCCUUGUUUGUAUGGUCUUCGCCUUGCGGUUUGGAAAGGAGAUAGGUUUUCCUUGUUAAAGCAAACCUAUUCUAAAAGGAAGAUUGAAAUUUGGGUAAUGGAGAAUAAGAUUGAUGAUAAAGAAGAAGUGGUGUGGAUAAACUUGAUGACCUUGACAGCAACUAACUUGCCAGAGUUGUUUCAUAAGAUGUAUGGCGUUAGUUACUUCAUCUAUGACAAGACCCUAUUCAUGUGUUGUAGCGACGAUAAAGAUAAACAUCCUUGCAUAUAUAUUGCGAAGGGAGACGUGUGCAAUAAGAUUCAGAUAGGGUAUGGCCAAGUCGGUUGGUUUUCUCACUGUGCUUAUGUUCCAAAUUUGACCCCGGUUCCUUUAGAAUUUCAGAUUUGAGUGAAUUGUUGCAACUCUGGUAUUAUCAGCUUUUCUUUUAAGUUGUUGCAUGUCUUUUGUUUUAUUUGACAUUUUAAAGUGAUUGAAUGCUCUUUUCAGUUUUACUUGAAUGAUUUGAAUGUUUAUGUCUCAAGUUGAUACAAACAUGCAACAAAGGUCUUUUUUGCCACCAGAUGGAAGAAGUGGAAAAAGGACAAAUAUCACAAACAGAUUAAAAGGACAAGGUCGGCUUCGCCGAUAACAUUUUCUCGCCAAAACAGAACCGGUUGCCGAAGAACAAAAGAACAAAGAA
Molecule: messenger RNA, 1981 nt
Organism: Raphanus sativus (radish)
Lineage: Eukaryota; Viridiplantae; Streptophyta; Magnoliopsida; Brassicales; Brassicaceae
Product: protein SUPPRESSOR OF NIM1 1-like
Exons: 1
Coding region: 601-1689 (362 amino acids)
Molecular function (GO): protein binding
Source: RefSeq, a predicted model, not a curated record